Molecule: messenger RNA, 724 nt
Organism: Dunckerocampus dactyliophorus (ringed pipefish)
Lineage: Eukaryota; Metazoa; Chordata; Actinopteri; Syngnathiformes; Syngnathidae
Product: placenta-specific gene 8 protein-like
Exons: 3
Coding region: 192-506 (104 amino acids)
Biological process (GO): positive regulation of transcription by RNA polymerase II
Source: RefSeq, a predicted model, not a curated record
UUCCCUGCCUCCACACUGCACCAUCCAAGUAUACUGUAUGUUCAAGAAUAUGUUUACUGUGGUGGGUGCAGUAGAAGAUAAAUAUAUUUUUAGAUUGCAAGCAUUAUGAUGUUCCAGUGCAGGAAGGGAGGUGUACCUAAACCCAGAAGAAUGUAAGAUGCUUCUGCUCCCACAGAGAAGAAGGCAUCAUCAUGGCGGUGACCAACCAACCAGGCAGAUAUCCUCCUUCUGACUUCCAGACCAACCUCUGCGACUUCUGCGACGACUGUGGAACUUGCUGCUACGGCCUGUGGUGCUUCCCGUGUUUGGGCUGUACCAUCGCCAACAACAUGGACGAGUGCUGCCUGUGCGGCCACAGCAUGGCCAUCCGCAGCGUCUACCGCACCCGAUACAACAUCAACGGCUCCCUGUGUGGGGACUUCAUGGCGACCACAUGCUGCCUGGUCUGUGCCACCUGCCAGCUGAAGAGGGAUAUUGACCGGCGGAAGGAACAGGGCAUCUUCUGAAAAAAGGGGGAUCAAAGUGCCCCCCCUCACUGUUGCGGCUUUUUGACCUUUCCAGUUAAACAUUAGUCAGUGGUGAUGCUGGAUUUACAGUCAUGGACCACAGCCUUAGUGAGAUAUGAAGUAUGGAAACACAUGACACAUUUUUCUCAACUAUAAUCACCUGUGAUAAGGACACACCCACUGUGUCAUAUCAUUGACUGUCUUUCAAUAAAAUACAU